CAACAUCCAAGGGGGGUGUGUGGUCGCCUCUACCGGAAUCACAGUUUAAAUGUUCGCUCCCUUCACUGCCAGCCUGAGCUCUUAAUGCGACAGAAGCAUCUUCAAGUCCCGUUGAGAAUACAACUAAUUCAGCCUGACUUUACCCAGCCGAGCUUGAGCCAUGUGCGGGAUUUUUGCUUACCUGAACCAUCAAGUGCCUCGCACCAGGAAGGAGAUAUUUGAGACCCUAGUGAAGGGGCUGCAGAGACUAGAGUACAGAGGCUACGAUUCAGCAGGUAUUGCUGUGGAUGGGAAAAGCAAGGAUAACUCUGACAUAAAUGGCAAACCCAUCUGUUUAAUCAAGAAGACAGGCAAGGUCAAGAAUCUCGACGAGGAGCUCUACAAGAAAGACUCUCUAGACCUGGAUGAGGAAAUGUGCACACAUUUCGGCCUCGCACACACUCGCUGGGCCACACAUGGUGAACCGAGCGCUCUCAACAGCCACCCCCAUCGUUCUGAUAACAAUAACGAGUUUGUUGUGAUCCACAACGGCAUCAUCACCAAUUACAAGGAACUGAAGGCCUAUUUGAUCACCAAAGGGUAUGAAUUUGAGUCCGAGACGGACACAGAAGUGAUCCCAAAGUUGAUCAAAUAUGUUUACGACAACCGAGAGGACGACAGCAUCAGCUUCUCCACGCUGGUGGAGAGAGUCAUCCAGCAGCUGGAGGGAGCCUUUGCUCUGGUGUUUAAAAGCCGCCAUUACCCAGGAGAGGCCGUGUCUGCCAGGAGAGGAAGUCCGUUGCUCAUUGGUGUACGAAGCGAGCAUGAGCUGUCAACUGAACACAUCCCCGUCCAGUACAAGGGUGCUCUCCUAAAGGAAGACAUCAAGGAAAAGAACGACCAUAACCGCCAAGACAGCAAUAUUAACGCUGUAGGGGAUGGCAGGGCUGUGGAGUAUUACUUUGCCUCUGAUGCCAGUGCCAUUAUCGAGCACACCAACAAGGUGUUGUACCUGGAGGACGAUGACAUUGCUGUGGUGAGAGGAGGGCAACUUUCCAUCCACAGGAUGAACCGGCAGGCGGGUGAAGACCCUGUGCGGGCCAUCCUGACCCUUAAAAUGGAGCUGCAGCAGAUUAUGAAAGGAAACUUUGAUUCCUUCAUGCAGAAAGAGAUCUUUGAGCAGCCAGAGUCAGUAGUGAACACGAUGAGAGGUCGAAUUUGUUUUGACUCCAACACUGUGAUCCUCGGAGGGCUGAAGGACCACCUGAAGGAAAUCAAACGCUGCAGAAGGCUAAUCCUGAUUGGCUGCGGCACGAGUUUCCAUGCAGCUGUUGCUACCAGACAGAUCCUGGAGGAGCUGACAGAACUGCCUGUCAUGGUGGAACUAGCGAGCGACUUCCUGGACCGCAAUACACCAGUUUUCAGAGAUGAUGUCAGCUUCUUUAUCAGCCAGUCAGGAGAGACAGCAGACACCUUGAUGGCCUUACGUUAUUGUAAGGACAGAGGUGCUCUCACAGUGGGUGUAACCAACACUGUGGGCAGCUCCAUUUGCAGGGUAACAGACUGUGGAGUCCACAUUAAUGCUGGGCCUGAGAUUGGAGUAGCUAGUACCAAGGCGUACACCAGUCAGUUUGUUGCACUCAUCAUGUUUGGUCUGAUGAUAAGUGAAGACAGGCUCUCACUGCAAAAGAGAAGACUGGAGAUCAUUGACAGCCUCAAGGACCUACCUGAGUUGAUCAAACAGGUGUUGUCUCUGGAUGGAAAGAUUAAGACCAUCGCAGAGGAGCUGUACCAACAAAGGUCUCUUCUGGUUAUGGGCCGUGGUUUUAAUUAUGCCACAUGCCUGGAGGGGGCACUGAAAAUAAAGGAGAUCACCUACAUGCACUCAGAAGGCAUCCUGGCGGGCGAGCUGAAGCACGGCCCUCUGGCCCUCAUUGACAAACACAUGCCAGUCAUCAUGAUUAUCAUGAAGGAUGCCUGCUACUCCAAGUGUCACAACGCCCUGCAGCAGGUCACUGCUAGAUCGGGCAGGCCCAUCAUCUUGUGUUGCCAGGACGAUACUGAGGUGAUCAAUGAUGCCUAUCGGACCAUCGAGCUGCCGCGUACUGUCGACUGUCUGCAGGGCAUCCUCAGUGUCAUCCCCCUGCAGAUGUUGUCAUUCCACUUGGCCGUGCUGCGAGGAUAUGACGUUGACUGUCCCAGAAACCUAGCCAAGUCCGUCACGGUGGAAUGAAUACCGAUCACUCAGCACAGGAGAGGAGAAAGGAGGCGUAAAGCUUUGCAGUGCAAUUCUUAAUUCUCUGAAUGUUUGCGUGGACAUGCAUGCGUGUGUGUGUGUGUAAGUAUGCAUGUAAGGUGUGUGUGUAAGUAUGCAUGUAAGGUGUGUGUGUGUGUGUGUGUGUGUGUGUGCGUGUGUAGAAGUGACAAGUUAUAAGGACAGGUAUGAGGUAACUUUUUUAUUUUGUGUUUUUAUUCAAACAAAUGUGAAGUUUUGACCAAUACACUGACGCGGGAGCACGAGUGCCAUUAAGGCUUUGCAUUGAUCACAAUGCACAAAUAUACUGUGCCUUGUAAUAUUACCAGAUGAGCCCAAAUAUAUUUCACUGGCUUCAGAAUAAAAAGCAAUAAGUGCCGUGUUGAAGAAAUUACAUUUGUGCAAUAUGGGACCAAAUGUGCAUUAUGAAUGUACACACUAGUGACUGAACUGCUUUUCUUUUGCUUAUGCUGCAUCUAUUUCCAUUUAUAGUUACAGAGCAUAAUUCCAAAGACUAUUUUGUACUGUAUGUGGGACAUCAAUGCAGUUAAUGAACCUUCUGCGCUUUUUUUAGCAGGAUCUCCCCGAAGAAAAUUCCCAUUCAGUGCUUUUCACUAUAUGCUUGAUUUUUGUAUCCAUAUGUUCUGCCUCAUGUUUUAUUGUUGUUUUACUUCAAUUUGGAACAGAUUGCUCCUGUUUAACACAAGAGGAUAAUGCAUACUGUAAUCAUUGCAUGCCAAAAGUCUGUCUUCGUAUCAUUUUCAUCGAUGUUAAAUCUGAACGUAGUCAUCAUCCAGGAGAAAGAGAUAUAUCCAUUUUUAUCAGUGUGUGAGUUUGGAGAUAUUUGUAUGGGUUUAUAACGGUUAAGAUGUUCUCUAUUUAUCUGAUUUGUAUUUUAUAAAUGUUAAAGAGGGUUUGAUUUAUAUAUGUAACUAUGAUUUUGUUUUAUACUGUUUGUUUUCAUAGACAUACUCUAUCAAUCAAUAACUGGAUAAAGCUUUCCAC
Molecule: messenger RNA, 3238 nt
Organism: Entelurus aequoreus (snake pipefish)
Lineage: Eukaryota; Metazoa; Chordata; Actinopteri; Syngnathiformes; Syngnathidae
Gene: gfpt2
Product: glutamine-fructose-6-phosphate transaminase 2
Exons: 19
Coding region: 161-2212 (683 amino acids)
Biological process (GO): UDP-N-acetylglucosamine metabolic process; carbohydrate derivative biosynthetic process; protein N-linked glycosylation
Molecular function (GO): carbohydrate derivative binding; L-glutamine:D-fructose-6-phosphate transaminase (isomerizing) activity
Source: RefSeq, a predicted model, not a curated record